UUUUAAUUUAGAAGGAAAAACAAAAGUUUGCCGUUCCCGGGGUCUUUCUGGCUUCACAACGCGGGGUUAAAAACAGCUUUUCUCUUUCAUCUGUGGUUCAAAUAGCAAGAAACUCUCCCGAAUGAAAGUCCAUUGUCUUCUCUUCACUCUCCGAAGAAACUGGGGUAAUUUUACAGCACUCGUUUUAGAAAAAAUAUGAAUUUAUAACUCCGAAGAAACACAGACUCGGAGGAGGAAAAGCUCUUCCUGGCUAACAGUUAGGCGGGCUCUGCAAAGCACCAAUCACAGAUCACCGCUUCGCUAUAAAUUCAGGCAUCGGGGUUACUGUAGCCCAAUUACUUUCUUUUGAUUAGGAAGAAGUCUCUGCAGCGAUGUCGGAGACCGCUCCCGCCGCCGCUCCCGCUGUCGCGGCCCCCGCCGCCAAGGCCGCCGCCAAGAAGCCGAAGAAAGCGGCGGGCGCUUCCAAAGCCCGCAAGCCCGCGGGGCCCAGCGUCACCGAGCUCAUCACCAAGGCCGUGUCCGCCUCCAAGGAGCGCAAGGGGCUCUCCCUCGCCGCGCUCAAGAAGGCGCUGGCCGCCGGCGGCUACGAUGUGGAGAAGAACAACAGCCGCAUCAAGCUGGGGCUCAAGAGCCUCGUCAGCAAAGGCACCCUGGUGCAGACCAAGGGCACCGGCGCCUCCGGCUCUUUUCGUCUCAGCAAGAAACCUGGAGAAGUGAAGGAAAAGGCUCCUAAGAAGAAAACAGCCGCAGCCAAGCCCAAGAAGCCGGCGGCUAAGAAGCCCGCCAGCGCCGCCAAGAAGCCCAAAAAGGCGGCGGCGGUGAAGAAGAGCCCCAAAAAAGCCAAGAAGCCGGCGGCCAGCGCGGCCAAGAAAGCAGCCAAGAGCCCCAAAAAGGCGACGAAGGCUGCCAAGCCCAAAAAAGCGGCGGCGGCAGCAAAGAGCCCGGCAAAGGCAAAAGCGGUGAAGCCGAAAGCAGCAAAGCCGAAGACGGCCAAGCCGAAAACAGCUAAGGCGAAGAAGGCAGCGCCCAAGAAAUGAAGUGCUGAAGUGGAAAUACUUAAACCCAACGGCUCUUUUAAGAGCCACCUACUAUUGUCCCCAAAAGGGCUGAUACACUCCGUCACUGAGCUCCGUGCCUGCAGCAGAGCUGUCCACACGUCACUAUCCGUGUGGGACAUUUGUCUGGGGAGUGGAUGGGACGCUAAACUUCCGGCCGUGGUUACGCUAAGACUUGGAAAAAAUAAAAGUCUACAUUCCCUGCGAAAACGCUUUCUAAA
This is a messenger RNA of Myiozetetes cayanensis, 1276 nucleotides long. RefSeq names its product histone H1.10. The coding region runs from base 372 to 1037 and encodes 221 amino acids. Gene Ontology annotation, cellular component: nucleosome. The transcript has a single exon. Gene Ontology annotation, biological process: nucleosome assembly. Gene Ontology annotation, molecular function: DNA binding; structural constituent of chromatin. The record is from RefSeq and is a predicted model, not a curated record. Lineage: Eukaryota; Metazoa; Chordata; Aves; Passeriformes; Tyrannidae.